Trichomonas vaginalis G3 is the source of this 1260-nucleotide messenger RNA. RefSeq names its product RNA binding. Lineage: Eukaryota; Parabasalia; Trichomonadida; Trichomonadidae. Bases 1 to 1260 code for a protein of 419 amino acids. Gene Ontology annotation, molecular function: RNA binding. The record is from RefSeq and is a predicted model, not a curated record. Gene Ontology annotation, cellular component: ribonucleoprotein complex. The transcript has a single exon.
AUGGAUCUAAACUGGAAAGAACUUUUCGUUGGUGAUCUCCCCGGCUAUGUUGAUGGGAAUUUCAUCAAAGAGCUUUUCAGGGAGUACGGAAACUUCCCAUCAGGGACAAUCACAGUCAAGAAGCAUAAAUCUCUUGACAAGUCCUUUGCUUUUGUCACAUUCGAAUCCCACGAAUUAGCAAGACGUGCUCUUUUGGAAGUCAACUACACGAAACUCGAUGGUGUUCCAAUCCGUAUUCUUUGGUCCGAUCCAGCUACAAAGAGAGCCAUCAAAAAAGACUUUUGUACUCUCAUCAUCUUCGACCUUGAUGAAUAUAUUGAAGCUGCACAGCUUCACGAUAUUUUCUCCAACUUCGGCGAAGUGGUUUCCUGCAAGAUCCCGUUAACGAAUGGCAAGCCUCGUGGCGACGGCUACGUCACAUUCUACAAGGAAGAAGAUGCCAUGCGUGUUAAGAAUGAUCUUGCUCAAGCUUCUAUCAACGGCAAACCAAUUCAAAUUGUGUUAUACUGUAAGCCAACCAGGAAGAACUCAGAAGAAACGUUUACAAAUGUAUUUAUCAAACCUUUACUAGUCAAAUACUUCAAAACGAACGAAGACCUUGCUAAACUCAUGAAAGAUUUUGGUGAAUUUGUUAAUCCAUCUAUCAAGUUCAAUGAUGACGGAACAAGCAGCGAAUUUGGUUUCUGCAAUUUCAUGUACCACCAAGAUGCCGUUAAAGCAGUAGAAUCACUCAAUGGAAAGAUGCACAUUUCAGGAGAGUUCGAAUUUGUCUGCUGCCGUGCCCAGACUAAAGCAGAGCGCCAAGCCUUCUUAGCGGAGCAGUCCGCCGAGUUCCGCCGCCGCCUUUACGAAGAGACACGUGGUCGUAACCUUUACAUCAAGAACAUCGACCGAAGUAUCAAUGAUGAAGAAUUCGAAGAAUACUUCAAGCAAUUCGGUGAAGUUGAGAAGUGCCUCAUCAGUCGCGAAGCUCAGGAGCCACACGAAUCUAAAGGUUUCGGCUUUGUUCUUUUCAAGACAAAGGAAGGAGCUCAGAACGCUUUGAAAAACACAAUUAUUACUCCACUCAAAGGCAAGAUCCUAUAUGUCAAUUACUUCAUAAUGAAAGAAGAGCGCGAGCAUAUUUUGCCGAUGGACCAACCAAAGACAUAUCUUAACUUUAUAAAGACUAAACUGUCAGAGAGAGGAUUCCCCAACAAACAAAAGAAAAAAAAUUCUCUAUUCAAUCUCAGAAGAACAAGCUCAAGAACUCUGCAGUGA